AAAACCAGGAGGAGUGUGUGUCCGUGGAGCACAGCGGAGAGGAGGCGCUCCGGCGGAGAGGUGCGCGGGACGAGCUGUGGUGAGGUUGUUGUCUUGUGCGCGCUCGGGAGACAACAGGGAGACGGUGCGGACACUGGAUCUUUACUCCUGCUGCUGUGGACAUAUCGGGGCUGAGAGCAGAGACACUGAAGCUGCACGGAGUUAAAUCUGCACUCAGUGGACAGUUAAAGGACAGGACAAAGUCGCUCGCUGCCGGCAGAGAAGAGGCCGCUCUGUUGCUUUUCACUUGGACCAUUGUCCUCAGGCAGCUGCUCUUUCAAUGUGGGAUACAGUUUUGUUGCUCUCGCCAGGCUGAAAUCCUCCAGGGUCAGGACCUCCCUCAUGGCAGCCAUGCUCCUUGGGCUGCUGCUCUUUGCAAUACAGUCUCCCCCCAUCCCCUCGAGGCCGAUGGCUGACCAGGGCCCACCCUCACCUCCCAUCUCAACGCCCGCCGACAACGGGACCACCGGCCACCCAAACGGCACCGUCCAGCAGCUUCCUCAGAUUAUAAUCAUCGGGGUGAGGAAGGGGGGGACGCGGGCACUGAUCGAGAUGCUCAGCCUGCACAGCGCGGUGGCGGCGGCUCAGAACGAGGUGCACUUCUUUGACUGGGAGAGCCACUUCGAGAAGGGCUUGCCCUGGUACCUCAGCCAGAUGCCCUACGCCUUCCCCGACCAGCUGACGGUGGAGAAGACGCCGGCCUACUUCACCUCCAGCGUAGUCCCCAAACGCAUCCAUCAGAUGAACCCUGACAUCAAGCUGCUGCUCAUCCUCAGAGACCCCACGGAGCGCGUGCUCUCGGACUACACCCAGGUCUUUUACAACCGCCUGCAGAAGCACAAGCGCUACCAGCCCAUCGAGUCCGUGCUGGUGAAGGAUGGCGAGAUCAAUCUGGGAUACAAGGCUCUGAAUCGCAGCCUGUACUAUGUGCACAUGCAGAACUGGCUGCAGUACUUCCCGCUGGAGAGCAUUCACGUGGUGGACGGGGACGAGUUGAUCAGGGACCCCUUUCCAGAGAUGAAAAAGGUUGAGCGAUUCCUUAAGCUGGAGCCGCAGAUAAACGCUUCCAAUUUUUACUUCAACAAAACAAAGGGAUUCUACUGUUUGAGGGACCACGGGCGAGAGAGGUGUUUACACGACUCCAAAGGCAGAGCUCACCCUCACGUGACGCCUGUCAUCCUGCAGAAACUCUACCAGUUCUUUCACGAACCCAACAAGAAGUUCUUUGAGCUGGUGGGUCGGACAUUCAACUGGAAAUGAGCGCUUGAAUAGUUUGGCGUAGGGUCGCUCGGGGAUAAUGUCCUCAACCUGUCCUGUUCCCGACUAACCCUGUAGACAACGGGACGAAGCUAGUGUGAAUUCAAACUAAAUCUAUUUUUGUAAAGGUGCAUUUGUUACAGGAGGACGAUGGAGCCAAAUAUCAGGGCAAACUGCAGCUCAUGACUCUGUUACUGUUUGUUUUCUCACCGUCUCUCUCUCUGUCGGAGACGCUCACGACUGCUCGGCUCGUCUCUUCGAAGCCGGCGACACUCAGACUUUAGACAGUGCCAGUCAAUGUGUUGCAUAAGGAUAAGUACCAGGCAGUUUAAUAUUGUCUUAUCUCGUUGCCCUUCGUAUAACAUGACUUUAUUAACGUCUAACUAGCAUUUAAAGAUCUAAAGGACCUUUUACCUUGCUGCUAUGAUUUCCUCAGUCACCUUCAGGCACAUCACUGAAUAUGUCCUUUUCAAAAUGUUUCUUCAUGUAAGACUCAGUCAUAUAAAACUGAUAUGUUUUGCCCGAUCAUCACGAUGUACUGUAAAUACAUUUUUUUCUAAAGUGAAGAAUUAAUAUCAUAAUAAAGAUGUAUUUUAUUUUUA
Messenger RNA from Hippoglossus stenolepis (Pacific halibut), 1898 nucleotides. It is a transcript of the gene hs3st1, whose product is annotated as heparan sulfate (glucosamine) 3-O-sulfotransferase 1. The coding region runs from base 382 to 1299 and encodes 305 amino acids. The record is from RefSeq and is a predicted model, not a curated record. The transcript has 2 exons. Gene Ontology annotation, molecular function: [heparan sulfate]-glucosamine 3-sulfotransferase activity. NCBI's taxonomy places the organism in Eukaryota, Metazoa, Chordata, Actinopteri, Pleuronectiformes, Pleuronectidae.